Messenger RNA from Momordica charantia (bitter melon), 2347 nucleotides. Its product is annotated as Protein kinase superfamily protein. Gene Ontology annotation, molecular function: protein serine/threonine kinase activity; ATP binding. The record is from RefSeq and is a predicted model, not a curated record. Lineage: Eukaryota; Viridiplantae; Streptophyta; Magnoliopsida; Cucurbitales; Cucurbitaceae. Gene Ontology annotation, biological process: protein phosphorylation.
AAAAAUAUCCCUUCCAAUUCCAUGGAAUCUCAAUCUUCUACGCCCUACGGCCCCCCCCUAUUCCAUACGUAUACGUAAGUUAUUAUUGUACAGCCAGAGAAAUUAGAAAUUAAAAAGGAAAUAAUUCCCCACCCAAAUUCCGAAUUCGAUCUUCCAUUUGUAAUUUGCAACCCCAUUUCGCCAGACACAUUUGUUUCCAUGUUUUUGUUUGUCUCCACAUGGAUCCUACGAAUUUCUGCCGGAAAUUUUGAGUAAAUUGAAUUACCCGAUGAUGGGUUUUGUUGCCAGGCCGACAAUGAGGCUUUUACUCAAGGUGGAGUUUGACUUUGAAACCAAAUAAAAAAAGAAAGAUGGACAAACAGAACAGAAGAAGGAAGUUUGCUUUGUGGCUUAAGGCGAUUGUUUUCCUGGUGGGAGAAAAUUGGAUUUAGCGAUCCAGAAAAACUCUCUUAAUUAUUUGUGGGUCUUUGUGGGUCUCAUUGAUUCUUUAAUUUGGUGAAACAAAGAAUGUUUCUACGUUAGUCUUCUUUGAUGGGUUUGAAGAAAUCGAGCUUUUGGGGCCAGCGAAUUCACACCCAUUUGCUCCCGAGAAUCCGACUUGAUUUUAGUCCUCCUCCCGAGCAGGAGGGGGAGGAAAUCAAGGACCUCUGUGGUUUCAAGAUCUUUUAGGGUUUCCAUCAAGUAAUUGCAGGAGAAGAAGAAACCGAAACAAAUGGACGAAGAGGCUAAUUCUUGGCUGAGGAGAACAAAAUUUUCUCACACUGUUUACCAUCGAUGGGAUUCCUUAAGAUUGAAUCCUGUUCCUUUCAUCGUCGAGCCACCUCGCAAUUCUGGCUUGAAAUCGAGGCCUCAAUCAGCUUCGUCUGCUCAGAAACCGGAUUCUGAUAUUUCGAAGAUACAGAGAAAUUUCACGGCGCAUAAGCAGAGGUCUCUGUCUCCCCUCCUCCAGUCCAACCUCUCCGAGGUUUUCAAGGAAGCGAAAUCCGCCAGUAAGCGAUUCGCUACUCCAACUCCUCGGCUUAGAGAACGGACUAGGGAAUUCAAGAACAAGCUAUUCCACAGGGAUCCUCAAGAUUCAAAACCGCCAAAUUUCAAGCCAUCGUUGAAUACCAGUCCCCUGAAGCACUUGGCUUCGGGAAAAGGUGGCAGCGACAAGUCAAAGUUCCGGAAGGACUCAUCCUGGACCAAAUAUUUCGAGUCCAGUGGUGGAAGAGUCACCGCAGUAGAAACAGAAGUUGAAACUGAAGACGAUUCGAGUGUCGAUCUCUCUAAGUUGUUUCUUGGCUUGAGGUUUGCUCAUGGAGCUCACAGUCGUCUCUAUCAUGGAAAAUACAACGAUGAACCUGUUGCUGUUAAGAUUAUCAGAGUGCCCGAGGACGACGAAAAUGGAGCGCUUGCUGCUCGAUUAGAGAAGCAAUUCGCCAGAGAAGUUACCCUUUUAUCUCGUCUUGAUCAUCCGAAUGUAAUAAAGUUUGUAGCUGCCUGUAGGAAGCCACCAGUUUUUUGUGUCAUUACUGAAUAUUUGUCUCAAGGUUCAUUAAGGGCAUACUUACAUAAACUCGAGCACCAAUCCCUUCCUUUGCAAAAACUGAUAGCAAUUGCUUUAGAUGUUGCUCGUGGAAUGGAAUACAUUCACGCACAGGGCAUAAUUCACCGGGACCUUAAGCCUGAGAAUGUUCUUAUCGACGAGGACUUCCACCUGAAAGUUGCAGAUUUUGGCAUAGCUUGUCCCGAGGCGUAUUUUGACCCGUUAGCUGAUGAUCCCGGAACUUAUCGAUGGAUGGCACCAGAGAUGAUCAAACACAAACCAUAUGGGCGAAAAGUCGAUGUGUACAGCUUUGGACUUAUGUUGUGGGAAAUGGUGGCCGGCGCAAUUCCUUACGAGGAUAUGACUCCCAUUCAAGCAGCAUUUGCUGUUGUCAAUAAGAAUCUUAGACCUGUUAUCUCAAGUGAUUGUCCCUUGGCGAUGCGAGCUUUAAUAGAGCAAUGUUGGUCCCUACAACCAGACAAGAGACCCGAUUUCUGGCAGGUUGUGAAGGUAUUGGAGCAAUUCGAGUCUUCGCUUGCCCUGGACGGGAGUCUGAAUUUAGUAGAGAACCCUCUGUCUAGUUUCCAAGAUCAUAAGAAAGGGCUCCGCCAUUGGAUUCAAAAGCUUGGCCCUCUGCACCCAGAAGCCUCGCCUGUGCCCAAACCAAAAUUCACAUAAGUCAUCGCUUUGUUCCCCAUGUUAUGAGUUAUGACUUAUCUUUCAUAAUACAUGGCCAAGUUUUUUGUAAUUAAACUUCAACGCUGUUCACUCCCAUUUUUUUGGGCUCUUCUUUAUGAUAAAUUUGUGAAUUUAUCGUAA